AGGUGCUCUCAAGAUGGCGGCAAUGAGGGGCUGCAUGUGCGUUUUUCUUUCCUUGAUAAACUGGAAGCUUUGUUUAGGAUUAUUCGAAGAUCAAGUUGGUCUCUUUGACUGGCGUCAAAGCUAUUUGGGCAAAGUGAAAUUUUCAUACUUUGAUGUUUCUACGCAGAGCAGUAAGCGAUUGUUUGUGGGCACGGAAUCUAAUGUUGUAGCAGCCUUAAAUUCAAGAACUGGUUCCAUUAUUUGGCGUCAGGUCUUGGAGGAAAGUGAAGGAGCUUUAGAUACGUUGCUUUAUCGGGAAAAUUUGCUUGUGAGUUCUUCAAGUAACGGAAAAUAUUUGCGAUCGUGGGACACCAGCAACGGAGCACUUUUGUGGGAAUCGCUUGCUAGAUCAGCAUCUUCGGUCAAAGAAGUAACUUCACCCUUUCAUGGAUGGAGCGGUCUAAGAACAGCUUUGGUAGAAGAUAAAGAGAACGACUUGGUUAUUUCACUGGCUUUCAAUGUGGUGAAAGCAUUCUCACUCCAAGAUGGCUCAGUAAAAUGGUCACAUGAUAGUAGCGGACAAACAGCUGACUAUUUCAAUUUUCAGCAUUCCAGUGGGCAUCUGUAUCUCAUAGGGAUUCAAAAUGAUGUGGAUAUUGUAAUUAAAAAGUUAAGUGUCGAAACUGGUGAGGUGAAAGGAGAAAGACGAAUUGGAGCACCAUGGAUCGGCAAUGGUGCUAGCUGUACUUUUGUUAAGAGUUUGAAUUUGGUUUGUGCAGAAAUAUUUAGCCACAGUAUUCAUCUGAUUUCUGUUAGUGAUGAGUCUGCAACUGUGAAAACCUUAUCGUUAACUUCAUUAGGACUAGGAGUUGAAGAUCUGUCUGUUAGUAAACCCAGUUUACAUUCAUUUGGUUCAUUUUCAAACUCUUGGGAUGAACGAUCAGAAUUUCUUUUAAAGCUUUCAAAAACUCAACAACUUGUGUUAAAGUUAAAUAGUGAUAGAAGUCUGAAACUGUUGGCCAAAUUUACUGAACCCUCCCUGCUUAGUGCAGCAGAACUUGGCAAUAAAGCUAUUUUGGCAUCAGUAACACCCAUCACAGAAGAAUCAUCAGAGAUUAAAUGCUAUGAUCUAGAUGACUGGAGACUGUUACAAGACAUGUCACAAAAAGUAGCAAUGGUUGACCGUGGUGAAGCAGCAGAUGCACUGUUGUACUUGUUCAAUAAAAAAGAGAAUGAACUCGGUUACAGAGUUCUCCUUACCACCACAGACCAUGCAGUAUUACUGAUACAGUUUCCUGGACGUAUCAUGUGGUCUCGAGAAGAAGCUCUUGCAGAUAUCACAGCUGUAGAGGUGGUUGAGCUACCAUUUUCACCCUCACAAGCAAAUUUUGAGACACUUCAGGAGGAGUUUGGGGUGCAUCCAAAUGACGACAUUUUGUCCAUGUUUAUCCGCCGAAUCCGUGCCCAAGUUAAACAGUUCCAAGUUCUUGUAAAGCAAUUCCAAGCCUUUGUCAAAGCGCAACAAGAACAUGGCUUCUUUGCUGAGUCAACAGACAAUGAAGAAGAGCAACUGACAAGAGACCAGUUCAACCUGCGCAAAUUGAUAAUAAUUGUAACAUCUUCAGGAAAAAUCUUUGGUCUUAAUUCUGCAGAUGGAAGCAUCAUCUGGAAAUACUUUUUGCCUGCUCUUGCCCCUUUUUCUCAAAAUGAAAAGAAGUACUCUUUACUCUACACACAGCGAACUGUUGCUCACUUUCCUUUGACUGCGCAGUGCAUAGUGCUUGGCAAAUCACGCACAUCUGAAGGAUCACUGAUACAUGUUUUCAACCCAAUUACUGGGAAACCAACUAGUCCUGGACAUCUCAAAGGAAACCAGCUUCCCUACAGGGUGGUACAGUCCAUGCUCCUUCCACAUACCGAUGCUAAACAUACCAAAAUUCUGCUUCUUCUUGACUCUUCUCUGAAUGUCCAUGUGUUUCCACGCACCACAGAUGCAAUUGAGAUUGUGUCUAAAGCAUCCUCAUCAAUCUUCUUCUUCUUGGCUGAUAAAGAGAAGAAUAAUUUGAAAGGAUACAUGCUCCUGUCAGAUACACAGAAAAAUGUCUUUCAUGUGAGAGACAUGUGGAAUGUUAACUUUCCUCAUUCACAGCAGAUCAUUUCUAAUAUUGCAUCAAAGAGUCCUCUGGAACAUGUUCAUUCACAAGGAAAAGUUCUUGGGGACAGAAGGGUGCUUUACAAGUACUUGAAUCCAAAUCUGAUUGCUGUUGGCACUGAAGUUACUCCGCAAUCUAAGCCAGGCAUUUCUAUUUACCUUAUUGAUGCUGUCACAGGACUGAUUAUAUUCCAUACGCGUCACAAGAGUGCCAAGGGUCCUAUCCAUAUGGUGCAUUCUGAAAACUGGUUGGUCUACUGUUUAUACAAUACCAAAUCCCGCAGAUAUGAGCUGACUGUGUUGGAGAUGUAUGAUGGAUACACAGAGAGAAACAGCACUGCUCUGUCGUCAUUCGAGCCUCCCCCCAUGCCAAUUAUACUCCAGCAGUCAUACAUAUUUCCAACAACAGUACGCACUGCCACUGUCACCAUAACAGAGCGAGGAAUCACUCAUAAAACUCUCCUGUUCGGGUUACAAACUGGAUACAUCUGGAGCCUACCCAAGAACUUUUUGGACCCGCGGAGAAAAUUUUUACCCACCCAACAGGACCGUGAAGAAGGAUUACAUCCUUAUAUUCCAGAGCUGGCUGCGAAUCCAUUGGCUUUCAUUAACUACAACCAAACUGUUGCCAGUAUCAACGGUGUGUACACGGCCGGGUCGGGCCUUGAAUCUACUUGUCUGGUGUUUGCAUAUGGACUGGACCUUUACUGGACCAGAAUUACACCAUCCCGGAUGUUUGACGUCCUCAAGGAAGAUUUUGACUACUGGUUCAUUCUUGGAACGCUGGGAAUUUUGGUUCUUGUCACCAUUGUGUCUCAGAGACUUGCUUCGAUUAAAAUGCUGCGACAAGCGUGGCAAUGACGGGAGAACUGAUUAGUAAGAUUAUUAACAAUUCUAGAGGAUUUUCUCAGUAACACUAGUAUGAGUUUUCGCUGGCCAGAGCGGAAGGAAUUUGAUAAACGGGAAUGUAGCAGUUGAGUGUAUAUUAAUAGCUUUUUCAUUCCCAAUCUGUGGUCGGACCAACACAGCGGUCAAACGUCGAGCAUGCAUAAGGUGAUCAAUUUUGGGCGCCCGCGCGCCAAGUACACGCAAAAUUUCAAAGAAAAACAGAAGAAAUAAGGUUGAUUCAGUUAUGGGCAUCCUGUUGAUUGGUCAUUUUGCUUUUAGCUUUAUCAGAAAAAGUGAUCAGUUUCAUCAAAAUACUGAGAUUUUCUGUCUUUUGUGUAAGUUAAAAAACACUUGUAUGACAACUUGGUUCUGAUAGCCUCAAAGUAUACGGCCUCGCCACCUGCUAUUAUAACGUUCACACAUGCGCAGAUGUGAGACCAUUGUGUUGGGCAGGCUACACUAUAAAAGCAUGGAAAAACUGAUUACUAAUACUAUCGAAUCUCUCGUAGGCAGACAAAGGCAUAACCUUCGGCGCCAGAAUCAAAACUUUACCUUAAUCCCUCUAUACCCUACACUUGUCUUUCUCCAUACAUUUCUUAUUGUACCGGCAAGGAGGAUUUGUUUGGUAGUUGAGGGCUUUUUCAUUUGGUGACCACUUUCUUACUCUCAGGUCCUCGCUGUUUCAUUCAGUAGGAUAUUCGGUUUGGAGAAUCUCGAUGAUAGUCACUAUUAGGAUAUAGGAGAUUAAAAGUGUUAUCUCCCUACAGGAGACAAACGGUAACGAAGGUUCGAAGGUGAAAAAAAAAACCAUUCAACAGUUUCAUUGUCCAGAGUGUAAUUUCGUGUAAUUGGACUUUAAGAACCUUCUUAAAGGCUCGUAACUAAGAUUUUUAUUCUUGCACAUGUAAAGCUUGUUAAUUUCGUCCGGGAUGUUUUGUGCACUUUUUCACCAUUAAUUUUUACUUAAGCUCAUAUACUGAAAUUUUGCCAACGCCAAAAUAUUUCAAUGCGAUCUAGGCAAGAUUAUUUCGUGCAAAGUCGAACAAUAAGCUUAAGACUCAAACUGGACAAAUUUUACGUCAUCAAGACAGAUUAAUCGUUGUUAAUAAAAUUUCAAGUGCCAUCCAAGA
Pocillopora damicornis (cauliflower coral) is the source of this 4149-nucleotide messenger RNA. RefSeq names its product ER membrane protein complex subunit 1. Gene Ontology annotation, biological process: protein folding in endoplasmic reticulum. Gene Ontology annotation, molecular function: protein binding. Lineage: Eukaryota; Metazoa; Cnidaria; Anthozoa; Scleractinia; Pocilloporidae. The record is from RefSeq and is a predicted model, not a curated record. Gene Ontology annotation, cellular component: EMC complex.